AAGAAGAAGAAGAAGAAGAAGACGAAGAAGAAGAAGAAGACCAAGUCGAUGGUCACGAUGAAGAGGAAGAUGAUGAUGGUUUACCGUACCCGGGUUUCAUACCCGUCACGCUCGGCUUCAUGACUCAAUACAGCCAGCCAAGAAACCUAUGUUUACGGAUGAUCACCAAUCCGUGGUUCGAGAGGAUCAGCAUGGCCGUCAUCUUUUUCAACUGCGUCACGUUGGGCAUGUACCAGCCCUGUAUCGACCAGGUCUGCAACACCAAUCGAUGCCGCAUCCUCCAGAUGCUGGAUGAUUUCAUAUUUGCCUUCUUCGCCCUGGAGAUGUCCAUCAAAAUGAUCGCCAUGGGUGUUUACGGUAAAGGAACUUACCUGGCCGAAACGUGGAACAGGCUCGAUUGUUUUAUCGUCAUCGCCGGAGCGGUGGAAUAUUGCUUGGAUAUGGAGAACAUGAAUUUAUCCGCCAUCCGGACCAUCCGAGUUUUGCGGCCACUAAGAGCUAUCAACCGAAUACCCAGCAUGAGGAUAUUGGUGAUGCUGUUACUGGAUACAUUACCCAUGCUUGGCAAUGUUCUGUUGCUCUGCUUUUUCGUCUUUUUCAUUUUCGGCAUCGUCGGUGUCCAGCUCUGGGCUGGUAUUCUUCGUCAGAGGUGCUACCUUGAUCUACCGAAGGGCAUUGUCCCACCAGCCACAUUCACGACCAUCGACCGAACUCUGCCCAUCUUUUACAAACCCAAGACCCACUACAGGCCUCUGUCCAGCUAUUAUAAAGUGCAAGAGACGGAGAAGGACUACAUUUGUUCCCUGGCCAAAGACAGUGGGAUGCAUACAUGCGCCUCGCUGCCUCACACCAAAUCUGACGGACGAGUGUGCAAUGACAGCGUCGUGCCUGGCAUACCCGUUGGAAUGGACGGUCUCUCAGUCAACGGCUCUUGUAUCAAUUGGAAUCAAUACUACACCGAUUGUAGAGCUGGUGAAAAGAAUCCUUUCCAGGGAGCCAUAUCCUUUGAUAACAUCGGUUUGGCUUGGGUUGCCAUCUUUCUAGUCAUUAGUCUUGAAGGAUGGACCGACAUCAUGUACUACGUCCAGGAUGCCCACUCUUUCUGGGACUGGGUUUACUUUGUCCUCCUUAUUGUGAUCGGCUCGUUCUUCAUGAUCAACCUGUGCCUGGUGGUAAUAGCCACGCAGUUCUCCGAGACGAAGAAGCGGGAAAUGGAGCGGAUGCGUCUGGAACGGGCGCGCUACCAAUCGACGUCCACAUUGGCCAGCACGUCGGCCAGCGAGUCAACUUCAUGCUACCGGCAGAUCAUCAAGUACAUUGCACAUUUGUGGCGGAGGAGCAAGCGACGUAUACUCAGACGAUACAGAGCCUACCGCAGCCGGAAGAAGCUGCAGCAACAGCAACAACAGCUGGAUCACCCACAAUACGGCAAACAACAAUCAGCGACGCAUUCGCUCAGUUUAAGGACGCGGAGGAAACAGCAACGGCGCAGGAAGAGGAGGAGGAGGCGGAGCAGGCAUCCGCAUCCUGAAUGCCCUAAACAUGGCGCCCAACAACAGGAGCAACAACAACAACAUCAAUUGCAGAGAAAUAGCCAAUGUUCUAGCAGCUAUCGAGUACCGUCCGUAAGUUCACAGGUAGCGUUGAGAAUCAAUGAUGGGCCGGCUUCGCCUCUCGAUUCGCCCGUCCCCAUACUCUCAAAUGCUCGGCGCGCCAGCGUUGCCGUCUCCAUCGACCAUCACCAUCAGCGAUCCUCUCCAUUCCUCUCGCCCAGAGGAUCUUUGGCAAUGGCCGAUGAUUCGUCAGAUUCGUCGCAGUUGUUGACGCCAAGGACGCCUAGGCGUCGCCGAAGUAGUGUUAUGUUUAGUGACGUUGUCGUCGCUCACGGCAUGAGUAACAGUGCGGCCGAUGUCAAUGUCUGCUGGAGCGAGAAGAUCACCCAGACGGGCGGUUUCACUACGGAAUCGGUUGCAUCCGCCGGAAGUGAAUCUCGUCAGCCACAUCAUCAGACAUCUGGUUCGUCUAAUCCGUCGUCACCGCUGUCGUUCAAUCGCAAAUCGUCAUUGAGGCAACGAGUCACAUCCAACCAGACGACCGACGAACUACGGCCCAGUUGUUCAGCCCCGGGUCCAGGAUCCGCUACGACAUCUGGUAGCGUUGCAGCGACGUCCACCUUGACACAAGUCCCAAAUGGAGCUGGUCUAACCUGUCAAGAAUUGCUGGCUCUUAGUGGAGCCCUUGGGGCAGCGCUGCCCACUCCUUUAGCGUUGCCCAACUAUCCGUCGGAUGAGCCGAAAACUGCGGUAAUGGUUGUUGCGCCGGUCACGGCCAAACAUAGCAACAACCAUAAAUGCAAUAACCAGUUAUUGGCACCGCCGGGCAUGAUGCCCAUCUUACCAACUCUGGCCAUGUCUCUUUGGCCGGAACCGUUUCAAGACCCUGGACGUAGCGGCGACGAUCAUUGGACAACGAUCCCGUGCGUGAACAACAGGAAGCCGGCAGAGACGGCAGAGACGGCAGUUGACGUGGAGACGGACAAUGAAGACGAUAGGAAUUGCAUUUGCUGCUCAUCGGACGACGAGGAAUAUUCAGCGUCCGAUGAAGAGGCCGGUUCGGAAGAUCAAAAUGAAGACUAUUACGAAGAAGAUGAAGAACAACGAGGAGCAUCCGUCGAAGUGUUUGAGCAUCGUCGUUCGCCCUUGUCUCGCUAUUGGUCGCUCGUCAAGGAAUAUUAUAAAACGUUCCAGCGGAGUGUCAAAGCCCUCGUCGAGCACAAGUACUUCCAGCAGGGACUUUUGGGAGCCAUUCUCAUCAAUACGCUCAGCAUGGGCAUCGAAUAUCACAACCAGCCAGAAGAACUGACGCUGACAGUCGAAUUUAGCAACAUCGUUUUCUCAGCCAUUUUCGCCAUUGAGAUGCUGCUCAAAGUGAUCGCCGAAGGUCCGCUCAACUACAUCGGCAACGGUUUCAACGUCUUUGACGGUGUUAUCGUCAUUCUCAGUUUGGUGGAAGUGUUUCAGAGCUUGAAUCGCUUCGAAGGGGAUGACGGUGGCAGUUCGGGCCUUUCGGUUUUGAGGACGUUUCGUCUUUUGCGCAUCUUGAAAUUAGUCCGUUUCAUGCCAAACUUGCGUCGUCAAUUGAUCGUCAUGUUGCGCACAAUGGACAAUGUGGCCGUCUUCUUCGCCUUGCUCCUGCUCUUCAUUUUCAUAUUCAGCGUACUAGGCAUGUAUCUGUUUGGAGGUAAAUUUUGCAUGCGCGAGGACGGCUCCCGAUCUUGCACGUGCUCGGAGAUUCUCAACCGAGACCCCGGUUGCGUCUGCGACCGAAAACACUUCAACACUUUGCUUUGGGCUACUGUCACCGUCUUCCAGAUUUUGACCCAAGAAGAUUGGAAUGUCGUUCUAUUCAAUGGCAUGGAGAAGACAAGCCAUUGGGCAGCGCUUUAUUUCGUGGCGCUCAUGACAUUUGGCAACUAUGUCCUGUUCAAUCUCCUAGUCGCCAUUCUCGUCGAAGGCUUCUCCGCUGAGAGAACGGAGCGACUGGAACGUGAACAGCGUGAGCAGGCCAGACAGGAACGUCAUGCAGCAAGAGCUCUUGCCACGGCUGCGGCUUUGUCAAUCCAAGAUGAGGCAACAUCGGGUGGCUCUUGUCACGGGGAUCAGGAGACGGGUCCACCGGCACCUGAAAAUUGUUCGCCCGAUUCGCCGUCGUCUGCCGACGGUGUUGGGUGUCAUCAACAAGAGCUGCAGCACGACAACUAUUUCUCGAGAUCUUCGGUGACGGAGGAGAGUUGCAGUCCUGUCGGCUACUAUGCCAAUGACAUCGCGGUCGAAGACGUAUUGGUCUCCGUCGUCGAUAGCGCCCAGCUGGCCGACUUACUACUCGAGGAGGAACGCAAACAAGCCAAACUGGCACUAUUGGAAUCUCAACAACAGCGCCGACUCAAGGAGAAUUCGUACAAUGCCAUUCAGGAGCAACAGCGCCGUGAAUCUUUACACAGUAAGAGUCAUCACGAUUGCGCUAACAAUCCCAACCAUUACGAUCCAAAGUCAAACAUCGAACGAGAAACGAUCCUGUUCUGUCAGCCGCAGUCAUCUGUUGUUCCUCGAUCGGAAUUUCAAACGCGGACGACAAAUGGAUCGGAUAGAAUGGAAACGCAUCCGAGCGCAACUGCGUCGCAGCAUUUAUUGCUUCCGCCAACGACAGCUCCGAUCAUCACCCACACAGCCGCCACUCCGCAAGGAUCUCCAAAUGCCACGCUCGAUUCCAUUUGCAGUCACAGGGAAAGUGCGCCGUGCGUCAGACUAUCUCCGUUGAAGUCGGUCAAGUUAGUAGGCGUGUCUCCGCCACGUCGUACUUCGGUAGAAGGUUCUCCUUUACACGGAGAUACUGGUAUCAAUUUGGGACUCGAGACGUUGGGUUCGCCGUCUUUACUGCGAACGCCGAGCAACAGAUCCUGCGCUAGCUCCAGAUCGUCUAGACGAUCGAGUUUGAAUCCCAUCAUGCCCAGUCGAGGUAUUCUCAGCAGAAAGAGCAGCCUGGCUGCCCCCUCAGGGGGAGGAAUGGUAUCAUCGCCGGAAGAGUCAGCCGAUACCAAUUCAUUGUUGCCUUUAUCGUCCUCGGAGAUGCUGGGCGGCGGAAGUGGCGUCCUUCGCCAGGGCAGCAAGAAAUUGUGGAGGCGGCUGUCAUCGCGGGAUACGGCUGGCAUCCCCACUAAUGGAUCACAUGCUGAUCUGGAAGCUGAGCUGGAAGAGGACCACGCAUCCAACGCGGGCAAUUACAGCCUUCUAAACAACCUGAACAACCAACGACAACCGAGUUGCAGUAAUCAUGAUCGACUUGCCUGUAAUGGCAGCGCCCAACACGAUGGAAUUCACCAGCCAUUCACGCGGAAACCGAUUCUGUCUCAUCAGAAUUCUUUCGGCAGUCCGACAACAUUGAGUCCGCAGAAUUCUAUCCGCAGUAACGGCUCGUCGCCGCGGAGUCCAUCACCCGGAUUCAAUAACCUGGCGCCGAAUAACAACAACAACGGCAGUAAUUUGAAUUUCUCCAUCGGAGAAGGGCAAACGGGGGCCAACAGCACGACAACCAAAACAGAGGAGGAAGUGGUAGUGAAGAAACGGCUAAUUGUUCGCCUUUAUGAACGAUUCCCUCAACUCAAGAAGCGGGAAGACUACGCCCUCUUUAUUCUGUCGCCGGAAAAUUCCCUUCGGCGGUCAUGUAGUACGUUGGUGAGAAAGAGUUGGUUCGACCAUACAAUCCUGUUUUUCAUCGGAUUGAAUUGCGUCACGUUGGCCAUGGAACGGCCGCUCAUUCCACCCGAUUCGUUCGAGCGUGCCUUCCUCUCCGUGUCCAACUAUGUCUUCACUUUUGUCUUUGCCAUCGAAAUGAUUUUGAAAGUCAUGGCCGUCGGCAUGUUUUACGGCCCAAGUGCUUAUUUUGAUUCCGGAUGGAACAUCAUGGACGGUCUCCUCGUCAGCGUGUCCAUCGUUGAUAUUCUCAUGUCACUUUUGUCUAGCGGCAGUCCGCGCAUCUUUGGCAUACUCAGAGUCUUCCGGCUGCUGCGAUCCUUGAGGCCGUUGCGAGUCAUCAACCGAGCGCCCGGCUUGAAAUUGGUGGUGCAAACCUUACUAUCUUCUUUGAAACCCAUCGGAAACAUUGUGCUCAUUUGCUGCACUUUCUUCAUCAUCUUCGGAAUCCUCGGAGUCCAGUUAUUCAAAGGGAGUUUCUUCUACUGUGAGGGGCCCAACAUCCGUUCGGUCCGCAAUCGAACGGAUUGUUUGGCGGCGGAUCCUCGCAACAUGUGGGUCAAUCGCGCCUACAAUUUCGAUGACCUCGGACAGGCCCUAAUGGCCCUUUUCGUCCUUUCGUCCAAAGAUGGCUGGGUCAACAUUAUGUACACUGGGCUAGACGCCGUCGGUGUCGAUCAACAGCCGAUCGAGAAUUACAGCGAGUGGCGCUUAAUCUACUUCAUCUCGUUUCUGCUGUUGGUCGGUUUCUUUGUGCUCAACAUGUUCGUCGGUGUCGUCGUCGAGAAUUUCCAUCGUUGCCGUGAAGAACAGGAGAAGGAGGAGCGAGCUCGGCGGAUGGCGAAGCGGGCGCGCAAAAUGGAAAAAAAGCGCAGAAUUGGUACUGUAGUCGCACUCAAUGACGUCGUCAUCGAUGGCACUGACCCCGGACCUAAGCCCAGAGCCGUGAGAACGGAGAUGCGACGGCCUCCCUACUACACCAACUAUUCACGUUCGCGGCUAGUCAUUCACAAUGUGGUGACGUCUAAGUACUUUGACUUGGCCAUCGCCGCUGUUAUUGGUCUUAACGUCGUCACAAUGGCCAUGGAAUUUUACCUUAUGCCACCUGAACUGGAAUCGGCGCUGCGCAUUUUCAAUUAUUUCUUCACGGCCGUCUUCAUCAUCGAAUCCGUCUGCAAAGUCGUGGCCUUGGGAGUGCGACGGUACAUCAAGGAUCGCUGGAAUCAGCUAGACGUCGCCAUCGUCAUCCUGUCUAUCGUUGGCAUCGUUUUAGAGGAGAUGAAAUCCGAUUUAAUUCCAAUUAAUCCCACCAUCAUCCGCGUUAUGCGCGUUUUGCGGAUAGCCAGAGUGUUGAAGUUGCUGAAAAUGGCCAAAGGAAUCCGCUCUUUGCUGGACACAGUGAUGCAAGCACUUCCGCAAGUUGGCAACUUGGGACUCUUGUUCUACUUGCUAUUCUUCAUUUUUGCUGCCCUUGGAGUCGAAUUGUUUGGUCGUUUGGAAUGUGAUGACGACCAUCCGUGCCAGGGUCUUGGCGAACACGCCCACUUUGCAAACUUUGGCAUCGCUUUCUUGACAUUGUUCCGCGUGGCGACGGGCGACAACUGGAACGGCAUCAUGAAGGACACACUGCGUGAAAACUGCGACCCGUCGGCCGAUUGUAUCAGGAACUGCUGCGUAUCCCGCAUUAUCGCGCCCAUCUUUUUCGUCAUUUUUGUCCUGAUGGCUCAGUUUGUCCUGGUCAACGUCGUCGUCGCUGUUCUCAUGAAACACCUAGAAGAAUCGCACAAACAGAUGGAAGACGAUAUGGAAAUGGAGAUGGAAUUGGCCGAAGAAUUUGCACCUCUGCCGGCCGCUAACGACGAGACUGUUAAAGUAAACGACGAGCUUGAAGAGCUGGAACUGACUAACACCGCUGCAUCCUGAGUCUUUACCUUUAUCUCAUCGAACAAGUAGAAAAGUUUUUUUUUCUUUCUUUCAUCCUAGAGAGGUUAAAUUUUAAGAAAUCAGUCCAUUUGUUUUUUUCUUGUGAAACCGGAUGGGUAAAAUAGUUUCGUCUCGUCGACGGAUGUUUAUAGAAAUUGUGCGUCGUAUUGAGAAAAAAAAAACUUGUUCUGUAUUACCUGUUUCGAAAUGCAUCAGGUAUCGCACAGGAAUAGUUUUCACGUCCGUAUCUCCAUCUCGUCCUUCUUCGUUUCCCUCCUUUUUAGUUUCAAUCAAUUUUUUUCCAAAAGAUGAUUAUAAUCAUCGUUUGAUUUUUCUUUUUAAAUAUGGACAAGCACUUGAGCGCCUUCUCUCAUUCCUCCUUGUGUAAUCAACAUGUUAUCCUGCACCCUGCAGCUCCUUCCAUCCAAGACCAGCAACUUCGCUCUUUGAUUUCUUCCCUUUGCAAUUUUUUUUUUUCUCUUUUUUGACUCUCUCCCUUUACUUUUGUCAAAUUGAGAAACGAAAGAGUCUCACACACAUGAUCACCUGACCGUCUCACCAUAAUAUUGUGACUGUUUGCGUAGAGAGCAUUGUAUUUUCGACUUGUCGUCAACGGCGAAAUGAAAACCUCUUUGUUUUUUCAUUCGUUUUUCUCUCUAGUGUAAAGUGACCCUAACUAAACAUCGGAAACAUUUUUUUGUUAAAUAUAUAUAACUGUUUUCAUGAUAGUUUACUAUAUCGUUUAAAAAUGAAUCUUUCGGGAGGAUUGUAUUCGAGUUUAUAGCAAUACCUUAUGAUUAUUACUCACCUUACAUUUGAAGUGAACAGACGAAAAUGAUACACCCCCUACACCAGUACCGUAUACCCUCAAGCCCUCCCGAAUUCUGUACCAUUGUAUUCUCCUCUUACGUGAAUGCCCCUGUAAAAUGACGCUGUGUUACAACCGCAAAAUUUGUUUCCGUUUAAAUUUUUGUUUACUAUUUAGUUUUAAAGAAUUUUUACGUGGAAGAAAAAAAAUUGAUUCGAAAAAAAAGUUAAUUCAAAUGCGGAAUCUUGUGCGGUACCGUGUUUUAUUUUUAACGGUGAUCUUCUUGCCAAACCAUUCGUCCUGAUAAUCGACUUUACGUGGGUUUCGCUUUAUUUUACCAUAUUUAGUGUAAUCACGUUUCUGGCGUUUAAAUCGUUUGGCAUUUAUUUCGUCUCUGUUGUGGUACUUUUUUAUCGCAACAGGAAUGUGAAAAUGCCCUUUUCAGUGUUGACUGAAGAAAAAAAAAACCGGUCGUGACAUGAGUAA
This is a messenger RNA of Daphnia magna, 8466 nucleotides long. RefSeq lists its product as uncharacterized. Gene Ontology annotation, biological process: membrane depolarization during action potential; calcium ion import; neuronal action potential. Gene Ontology annotation, molecular function: low voltage-gated calcium channel activity; voltage-gated sodium channel activity. Gene Ontology annotation, cellular component: voltage-gated sodium channel complex; neuron projection; voltage-gated calcium channel complex. Lineage: Eukaryota; Metazoa; Arthropoda; Branchiopoda; Diplostraca; Daphniidae. The record is from RefSeq and is a predicted model, not a curated record.